Molecule: messenger RNA, 4118 nt
Organism: Cygnus olor (mute swan)
Lineage: Eukaryota; Metazoa; Chordata; Aves; Anseriformes; Anatidae
Gene: SLC12A3
Product: solute carrier family 12 member 3
Exons: 23
Coding region: 623-4063 (1146 amino acids)
Biological process (GO): chloride ion homeostasis; potassium ion import across plasma membrane; sodium ion transmembrane transport
Cellular component (GO): membrane
Molecular function (GO): sodium:potassium:chloride symporter activity
Source: RefSeq, a predicted model, not a curated record
GUUAAACGAGGGAUGUGGUUUGGGGGAGAUUUGGAUCAUGGGCAUUCAGCAGUUCCCCCAUCCUGGGGUCCAGAGGGGUUUGUCAUGGGGCUAUGGGACUGUGGGUAUCUUUACCCCCCAGCCCUGGGACAUCUCCCCCAUCCUGCGGUUUCUUAUUCCCCCAUUUCCCCUCGUUUCACACAUCCGGCACAGCUUGGUAUUGCCAGCAGCAGCUGAGAUGAUUUAUGGGGUCUGUAGAGUCUGGGGCAGUAUCCUAGGGCAGGGGUAACGCGUGUGGGACUUGCUGCUGUUUUCCAUAACAAAUCCAGGUGGGAACUGAAUGUUCCCGGGUCGGGGCCGGAGGCGAGCUCAGCACUAUGUUUCUCUGCCGCUCUGUCCUUGGGACUUAAUCUCAGAUCUGUUAUCACGGCCCCGAUCAGGCACUGGAAGCCAGUGAUGCUGAUUGUGGCAUUUUUGAUACCUCCUCCGGCUAUUUUUUUCCCCCUGGCCAGUUCGGGGUGGUUCGAGCUGAUUGCGUCCCCUGUGGUGCUGGGGGGGUGCCGGGUGGCUCGCCUUGGUUUGGCCAGGUAUAAAUCCCCCGAGCCCGACCCUGGCACCGCGAGCGGGACCUCGGCAGCCAAAAAUGUCCGAGCUGCCCUGCCCAGAGCCCCCCGCCCGCUGCAGAGGCCGCUUCACCAUCAGCACCCUGCUGGGCGUGGAGGAGGCCGGUUGGCCUCCCUGCGAGGCCGCGGGCUGCGAGGGCACGCACCUCUCGGGCAGCACCCUCUGCACCAGGACCUUCGGCUACAACACGGUGGACGUGGUGCCCGCCUACGAGCACUAUGCCAACAGCAAGGGCGUGGGCGAGGCCAGGAGGGGGAGGCCCUCGCUGGCCGACCUCCGCUCCAUCCUCAAGCCCGACCCGGGCCACCUCUGUGUGCCGGUGCCUGAGCCCCAGCGCAGCGAUGGCCUCCCCAGUGCCGACGAGGGGCCAGGUAGGGCCCCCGCACCGGAGCCCGUCCGCUUCGGAUGGGUGAAGGGCGUGAUGAUCCGCUGCAUGCUGAACAUCUGGGGAGUGAUCCUCUACCUGCGCCUUCCCUGGAUCACGGCCCAGGCAGGAAUCGGUGGGUACCCACCACAGCCCCGGCAGGGUGGGGGGACGAUGGCACCAGGCUCCCUGCGGCCCAAAACACUUGGGUGCAGGUGGGAAUGGGACUGCUGGUGGCACCUGGCCAGGUGGGUGCGAUCGGUCCUCUCCCGCACAGCCCUGACGUGGCUCAUCAUCCUGAUGUCGGUGACAGUGACCACCAUCACCGGCCUGUCCAUCUCCGCCAUAUCCACCAACGGCAAAGUGAAGUCAGGUACCGCGUCCCCAGGCCCACAACCCCGCCGAACACCCCAAAUCUUCCGAGGGAGCAGGUUCCUCACAGCCUCUGCUGAUGCAACUGCCCCAAAACCUCCCAGCCCUUCCCAAACCACCACGCCGAGUGUUGCAGACCACAGCAUCCUGCUGGUGGUCACCAUCUCGCAGGGAAACCCCGAGCAGAAAGGAAUUUUGGCUGGCUUUGCCGGCAGCAAGUGCCCCUCGAUGGCUGGUUCCUGUUACCUCCUUGGUGGUUUGGGGAGGAGCAGGGGGAGGCAGCCCCGCCACCGGGUUUUCUGCACCGCAGGGGGCACCUACUUCCUCAUCUCGAGAAGCCUCGGGCCAGAGCUGGGCGGUUCCAUCGGGCUCAUUUUUGCCUUCGCCAACACGGUGGCCGUGGCCAUGCACACGGUGGGCUUUGCCGAAACCGUCCGGGACCUGCUGCAGGAGCACGACUCCCUCAUGGUGGACCCCACCAACGACAUCCGCAUCAUCGGAGUGGUGACCGUCACCGUGCUGCUGGGCAUCUCGCUGGCCGGCAUGGAGUGGGAGGCAAAGGCCCAGGUCCUGUUCUUCUUGGUCAUCCUGGUCUCCUUCGCCAACUACCUGGUGGGGACAGUGAUCCCGGCCACUGCGGAGAAGCAAGCCAAGGGCUUCUUCGGCUACAGAGCUGACAUCUUUGCCCAGAACUUGGUGCCCAGCUGGCAUGGACCUGAGGGCUCCUUCUUCAGCUUGUUUUCCAUUUUCUUUCCAUCGGCAACCGGCAUCUUGGCUGGGGCCAACAUUUCGGGUGAUCUGAAGGAUCCUGCCGUGGCCAUCCCCAAGGGCACCUUGAUGGCCAUCUUCUGGACCACGAUGUCCUACCUGGUGCUGUCUGCUACGAUAGGUGCCUGCGUGGUCCGGGACGCCUCGGGCAGCCUGAACGACAGCGUGCCGGUGGGCUCGCCAGGCUGCGAGGGGCUGGCCUGCGGCUUCGGCUGGAACUUCACUGACUGUGCCCAGCGGCAGAGCUGCCCCUAUGGGCUCAGCAACCACUACCAGAGCAUGAGCAUGGUGUCGGGAUUCGGUCCCCUCAUCACGGCGGGGAUCUUUGGCGCCACCCUGUCCUCAGCGUUGGCCUGCCUCGUCUCAGCCCCCAAGGUCUUCCAGUGCCUCUGCGAGGACCAGCUCUACCCUCUCAUAGGCUUCUUUGGAAAGGGCUAUGGGAAGAACAACGAGCCCAUCCGUGGCUACAUGCUCACCUAUGUAAUCGCCGUCGGCUUCAUCCUCAUCGCCGAGCUCAAUGCCAUCGCCCCCAUCAUCUCCAACUUCUUCCUCUGCUCCUACGCCCUCAUCAACUUCAGCUGCUUCCAUGCCUCUGUCACCAACUCCCCAGGCUGGCGACCCUCCUUUCGGUAUUACAGCAAGUGGACCGCGCUCUUCGGCGCCGCCAUCUCGGUGGUCAUCAUGUUCCUGCUGACCUGGUGGGCGGCCCUCAUCGCCCUCGGCAUCGUCGUCUUCCUCCUGGGCUAUGUCGUCUACAAGAAGCCGGACGUGAACUGGGGCUCCUCCAUGCAAGCCAGCUCCUACAACAUGGCCCUGAGCUACUCGGUGGGGCUCAGCGAGGUGGAUGAGCACAUCAAGAACUACAGGCCCCAGUGCCUGGUCCUGACCGGGCCCCCCAACUUUCGCCCAGCACUGGUGGAUUUUGUGGGCACCUUCACCAAGAACCUCAGCCUGAUGAUCUGUGGCAACGUGCUGAUUGGCCCGCGCAAGCAGAAGAUGCCCGAGUCCAGGCUGACGUCGGACGGCCACACCAGGUGGCUCCUCAAGAGGAAGAUCAAGGCUUUCUACACCAACGUGCUGGCUGAGGACCUGCGAAGCGGCGUCCAGAUGCUCAUGCAGGCUGCCGGCCUAGGGAAGAUGAGACCCAACAUCCUGGCGCUGGGCUACAAGAGGGACUGGCAGGUGGCCGCGCCGCAGAGCGUGGAGGAUUACGUGGGCAUCCUGCACGAUGCCUUCGAUUUCAAGUACGGCGUGUGCCUGCUGAGGAUGAAGGAGGUGCUGAACGUUUCCCGAGUGGUGCAAGCUCACACGGAUCCCGGGGAGUUGGCGGCCGAGCAGCAGGCGAGCACCAUCUUCCAGAGCCAGCAGGGCAAGAAAACCAUCGACAUUUACUGGCUCUUCGACGACGGAGGGCUGACGCUGCUCAUCCCCUACCUCCUCGGGCGCAAGAAGCGGUGGGGAAAAUGCAAGAUCCGGGUGUUUGUCGGCGGGCAGAUCAACAGGAUGGACGAGGAGAGGAAGGCGAUCGUGUCGCUGCUGAGCAAAUUCCGCCUGGGCUUCCAUGAGGUCCACGUGCUCCCCGACAUCAACCAGAAGCCCCGGCCAGAGCACAUCAAGAGGUUUGAUGACCUGGUCGUGCCCUUCAGGCUGAACGACGGCUUCAAGGACGAGGCCACGGUGAGCGAGAUGAGGCACGGCUGUCCCUGGAAGAUAUCCGACGAGGAGCUCCACAAGCACAGAGCCAAGUCGCUCCGACAAGUGAGGCUGAACGAGAUCUUGCUGGAACACUCGCAGGACGCGGCGCUCAUCGCCAUCACGCUGCCCGUGGGCAGGAAGGGUGGCUGCCCCAGCUCCCUCUACAUGGCCUGGCUCGAGAGCCUCUCGCGGGACCUGAGGCCCCCCGUCGUCCUGACCAGGGGAAACCAGGAAAACGUCCUGACCUUCUACUGCCAGUGAAGCGCCCAGCGCCUCGCCCCGUGAACGUUUCAGGCCAGUUGUGAGCUGGGCGACU